UAGUAAAAUUCCAAUAUGUGUGAUGAUGAAGCCUGCGCCCUCGUGGUCGACAAUGGAUCCGGCAUGGUCAAGGCCGGCUUCGCCGGAGACGACGCCCCAAGGUGUGUCUUCCCCUCCAUCGUCGGCCGCCCCCGUCAUCAGGGUGUGAUGGUCGGUAUGGGUCAGAAGGACGCCUACGUCGGCGAUGAGGCCCAGAGCAAGAGAGGUAUCCUGACUCUCAAGUACCCCAUCGAGCACGGUAUCAUCACCAACUGGGACGACAUGGAGAAGAUCUGGCAUCACUCCUUCUACAACGAACUCCGUGUUGCUCCUGAGGAAUCUCCCGUCCUCCUCACUGAGGCUCCCCUCAACCCCAAGGCCAACCGUGAGAAGAUGACCCAGAUCAUGUUCGAGACCUUCAACACACCCGCCAUGUACGUGGCCAUCCAGGCCGUGCUGUCCCUCUACGCCUCUGGUCGUACCACUGGUAUUGUGCUCGAUACUGGUGAUGGUGUGACCCACACCGUCCCCAUCUACGAAGGUUAUGCUCUUCCUCAUGCUAUCCUUCGUCUCGACUUGGCUGGUCGUGACCUCACCGCUUACCUGAUGAAGAUCCUCACAGAGAGGGGUUAUUCUUUUACCACAACGGCGGAGAGAGAAAUUGUUAGAGAUGUAAAGGAAAAAUUGUGUUACGUUGCUCUUGAUUUCGAAGGAGAAAUGGCCACAGCUGCAGCUUCCUCCUCUCUGGAGAAAUCCUACGAACUUCCCGACGGUCAGGUCAUCACCAUCGGCAACGAGAGAUUUCGUGCUCCCGAGGCUCUGUUCCAGCCCUCGCUCUUGGGCAUGGAAUCCGUCGGUAUUCACGAAACUGUGUAUAAUUCCAUCAUGAGGUGCGAUAUUGAUAUCAGAAAAGAUUUGUUUGCCAACAACGUAAUGUCUGGUGGCACUACCAUGUACCCUGGUAUUGCUGACCGCAUGCAGAAGGAAAUCACUGCUCUUGCUCCAUCGACUAUUAAGAUCAAGAUCAUUGCUCCUCCCGAGCGCAAAUACUCCGUCUGGAUCGGAGGUUCUAUCCUUUCUUCCUUGUCCACCUUCCAGGCAAUGUGGAUCACCAAGGAAGAGUUCGAUGAAUCCGGUCCAGGUAUCGUCCACCGCAAGUGUUUCUAAAGUUAUACAAAGUGUAUGUUGUAUCGCUGGUAUCUGGACUAAAUUGUCCCACCAUGUACAGAAAGCUACAGGUUACCACUGAAGGUAAUCAUUAUAUAUGCAGGUAAAGGGUAUAAUGGAAUUUCUAUCAUCACGCAAAAAAAAAAAAAAAAAAAAUCAACAAGUCAAAUACUUGAGCAAAUAUGCAAGGCAAGUGAAAUUUGACUGCAGUAUAACUGAUUUAACAGAUAUCCAUACACUUUUUGCAGACUUUUGCGGAUUUAUGUUCUACGACAAUACUUUUGUAGUAAGGAAUAUAACACACGUGCAAAUGGCUACAUACUACUACACUGUUAGAAAGACAUUUACCAGUUAUUUGUUAUUGUAUCUUUUGAAAUAUAACUGUUUGUCCUGAAAACAAAAAAGUAUUGUUAAUAAAA
Penaeus vannamei (Pacific white shrimp) is the source of this 1565-nucleotide messenger RNA. Its product is annotated as actin, muscle. The record is from RefSeq and is a predicted model, not a curated record. Lineage: Eukaryota; Metazoa; Arthropoda; Malacostraca; Decapoda; Penaeidae.